CAUCUUCUGACUCUAUGAGCACACAAAUAUUGAAAAAAAAAAAGUUUCAUUCUUCAAUUGGUAUCGCAUUGUACUUUUUCUUAUUUAUAAAAAUCAUAAUAAUAUUGAAUUACUAACCUUUUAGGUAGAGAAAAGUAUUUGUUGGAUUCAAUUGGAUGGCGAAUUAUUAUGUGAGGGCUGCUCCUACGACAGAUCUGAAUCGGAAUACUGAAUGGUUCACGUAUCCUGGAGUUUGGACUAUUUACAUAUUCAUUCUCUUUUUCUCAUGGCUCGUUGUGUUAUCUGUGUUUGGUUGCUCAUCUGGCAUGGCUUGGACCAUCGUUAAUCUCUCUCAUUUCCUUGUCACGUAUCACUGUUUUCACUGGAAGAAGGGAACACCAUUUGCUGAAGACCAGGGUAUCUACAACAGAUUGACAUGGUGGGAGCAAAUGGAUAAUGGGAAUCAGCUUACUCCCAAUAGGAAGUUUCUGACAUGUGUUCCUGUGGUGCUGUACUUGAUAGCUUCCCAUACAAGUGACUAUGAGCACCCAAUGCUGUUCUUCAACACAUUCGCGGUUUUUAUACUGGUGGUUGCCAAAUUUCCCAACAUGCACAAGGUUCGAAUUUUUGGGAUCAAUGCAGAUCAAUGAGCUACAUUCAGUUCAAACAUUUAGUUCAACUUUACUCUCAGCUAUAGUAUUUGAUUGUUUUAACAAUUUUGAGUAAACUGGGAACUCUUGUACAAAUGCAAGAACUGCAAAGGGUAAAUUUAUAUAUAGUAAAAAAUCAAGAGCAAAUAUUGGGUAUGCUUAGCUGCACUCUUUUCUGUUAACCCGUUGAGAGCAAUAUGCUGCCACUUUGCCUCCA
This is a messenger RNA of Lycium ferocissimum, 846 nucleotides long. RefSeq lists its product as uncharacterized. The coding region runs from base 156 to 629 and encodes 157 amino acids. The record is from RefSeq and is a predicted model, not a curated record. The transcript is spliced from 3 exons. Gene Ontology annotation, cellular component: endoplasmic reticulum membrane. Lineage: Eukaryota; Viridiplantae; Streptophyta; Magnoliopsida; Solanales; Solanaceae. Gene Ontology annotation, biological process: ceramide metabolic process; negative regulation of ceramide biosynthetic process; intracellular sphingolipid homeostasis.